Molecule: messenger RNA, 1459 nt
Organism: Carica papaya (papaya)
Lineage: Eukaryota; Viridiplantae; Streptophyta; Magnoliopsida; Brassicales; Caricaceae
Product: 3-oxo-5-alpha-steroid 4-dehydrogenase family protein
Biological process (GO): polyprenol catabolic process; dolichol-linked oligosaccharide biosynthetic process
Cellular component (GO): endoplasmic reticulum
Molecular function (GO): 3-oxo-5-alpha-steroid 4-dehydrogenase activity
Source: RefSeq, a predicted model, not a curated record
GCUUCAGAAUUCAGGAGAGUCGCGCUUUCUACAAAGUUCAAAGCACCUCGUGCUUCCUUUGACUCGUGCCUUUUAAAACUUUUGAUUCGCAUCUGGAGCAUUCAAUUUUCAGCGUAUUAUUUCCGUUAUUGGAUACCAUCGUGAUUUGCGAUACGCUUUAACUAUGGCGACUACUGGUAACUUGAUCGAAUUUUAUUCAUUGAUUCCAAACAAACUAGCGUUAUACGAGCUUUGUCUUCAAUUGCGUUUUUGUUGAAAAUGGAGUUUGGGCUUGUUUGGUUGAUGAGAGCGGGUUGGAUUGCUGCUCUCCUGCCUAUCGCCAUGGCUUCAAUACCAUGUCGCAGGCUGAGCUCGUUGCAAGGAAUUUUACUGGGGUUUGCUAAGAGAGGAAAGACAAUGCAAUCUUCUUCUCAAAAAUUUACUGUUCCUCAGAGAUUCUUCAGCCAUUUCUAUGCGGUUUCUGUGCUCUGGACAACGCUCUUGCUUGUUACAACAUGGGUAUAUGCAUACAAGACAUCACCAUUGGUUUCUGAGCAGUUUCAGUUUUCCGAUCUGGCUAGCCAGUUGACUGGCGGUUCACAUACCUUGUCAUUUCAUAAAUCUCAAUUGACUCCAUUGGAGCAUCGAUUUCGUGUUUGGUGCUCUGUGCUUCUGCUUUUGUUGAUGGAAGUUCAUUCCUUGAGACGCCUCAUUGAGUCAUUGUAUGUGUCCAAGUACAGCCCUUCAGCUCGGAUGCAUAUUAAUGGUUAUCUAGCUGGUUUGUUUUAUUAUGUAGCAACACCUCUGUCGCUAUGCUGUAGUUUUGCACCUGAAGUGAGCAGAUUCACAAUGAAUUUAAUGGCCGAGUUUGUUGCUAAAGGAAAGAGUCAAAUGUCAGCUCCAGAAUUUCAUUGGGAAUAUGCAAGUCCUCUAUUGAAGCUUGGGUGGUGCCAGUGGAUUGGCGCAACCAUAUUUCUUUGGGGUUGGAUUCAUCAGUUUCGUUGCCAUUCAGUUCUUGGUUCAUUGCGGCAACAUGCUAACCACGUCAAUGAAUAUGUAAUUCCUCACGGAGAUUGGUUUGAACUUGUCUCGUCACCGCACUAUCUUGCAGAGAUUGUCAUUUAUGCAGGUCUCUUGGUUACCAGUGGAGGAGCUGAUCUAACCAUUUGGUUACUUUUUGUAUUUGUGGCUGGAAAUCUGUCACUCGCUGCAGCAGAAACGCAUAGAUGGUAUCUUCGUAAGUUUGAGAAUUAUCCAAGGAGUCGUCAUGUUAUUAUUCCAUUUAUUUUUUAACAUUUUUCACAAAAUCAUAGAACUUUGAAUUUUCCACGCGUACUUAAAUUAUCAUAAAAGUUUUUGGCUCAUCUUUAUCUCAAAAAGGUUAUAAGUUGUUGAAGUGUUUAUGUAACUCGAGAUUGUAAGGUGUACUAAUUUAUUAUGUAUUUGAUAAAUAUAUAAUUGAUAUGUUACUUUUGUUUAA